AUGCGGCGAGGUUUGCUGUCGUGGCAGUUUGCAUGCUCCACAUUCGCCCAUGAAUUCCGGUGUGCGGACCUGCGGAUAGAUGAAUGCUUUAACAUUUUACAUAUCCGACGAAUGAAUUCGUUCUCCCAACUGACGGUUUUUCAUUUUAUUCAGUUAUUUGAUACGUUUUUAUUUAUACCGGCCGGUGUGUUGUCUUUGUCGAGUUUACUCUGGGGUAUUGUUAUAAACAUAAUAGAUAUAGGUAUUCAUACGGCCAUGUCGUGCGUUCGUAAAACCUUUUAUGCUGAUAGCGGAUUUGCUCUAUUUACAAAACUGGCUUAG
Molecule: messenger RNA, 321 nt
Organism: Spodoptera littoralis (African cotton leafworm)
Lineage: Eukaryota; Metazoa; Arthropoda; Insecta; Lepidoptera; Noctuidae
Source: the annotation of a GenBank genome assembly